AUGCUCUUGCUUGAUAAAGAAGAAAGAGAACUGACACAAGAAUUAGAAAGAAAGAGAGCAUUAGAAGAGUGUAAGUUUUGUGUAGAAAAGAAUAGGAAAAUAGAUAAAUAUUUUGAGGAGAUUGUACAUGAAAAAAUCAUUGAAUGUCAGAAGGCAUUAGAGAGGGAAAAAAUUGCUAAAGGCAUGCAAUGUACAAAGAAAGAUAUCAUAGAGCUAAAAGAAAUGCAGAAGAGACAAAUAAAUGAGAAGAAGUGUAUAGAAGAAGAGAAUCGAGAAGUGGAUCAUAUGUGGUAUAACAUACUUCUAAACGAUGUGAGGUCCAAGGAAGAGAAAGAGCGACUUCAGGCCGAGAAGCUGAAACGUGAGAUGUUUGAACGUCGGAUGGCAUACGAUGAACAAAUUGCAAGCGCAAAUAGAAAGAGACGAGAAGCCUUGCAGGACGAGAGAGAAAAGGAAAACAGACAAUUGGAAAAAGCAAAGGCUAAAAUGGAAGAAGAUUAUUUUAAUGCCAUAAAAGCGAAAAAGGAACAACAACAGUUAAAUAAAGCGAACUACAUAAAAGGCUAUGAACUAAAGAUGAAUAGAAGAAGAAGAGAGAAGCAGGAAGAGUUAGAGAUCGAUAACAGGAUGAUACAGAAAGCGUUAUUUGAACUGAAAGAAGAAAGACACAGAAAAUUGGAUCUAAUGAAAGGAUUGCAAAGACAAAAUGAAAUUUUUGUCAUAAAUCAUAACCAAGAAAGAAGAAUGGCCGAAAAUCUUGAAAACGAAGCAGAGAACGCUAUUCGGGAAUGGAAAGAGAAAAUGGAAAAGGAUAGCGAUAGCAAACUCAAUAAAAUGGAAAGAGAGAAGCAACAUAAAAGAGAAACAUAUGCAGAAGACUACAGGCGUUAUUUAAAAGAAAGAAAUAAUGAGUACGCCAAAUAUAAACAAGAGAAAAAAGAAGAGAUGCAACGCGUGAAAGAGACAGCAUACAAAGAACUACAGCACAAACUAAACAGUGCUAAUGACGAACUAAAACAGCAGAUAGAAUAUAGGAACAUAUUGACGAAUCAAAUAAGAGAAAAUCAAAUUGUUAUGGACGCUGAAAGGAAUUUAAUCGAAGAAAAACAAGGAGCAUUCACAAAAAAAGCAAAAAGUUUUGCAGACGCGAUGAAUAUUUUAAAUAAUCCAGCACGAACGAGCACAAAUCCUGUUCAUCCAUUCAAAAAACAUAUUCUAGAAUGUAAAAACAGAAAUAACAAAGCUAUAUUAUCAUUGCCUAUCAUUGAUGUAUAAAAAGUUAUAUAUUGUCUACGACUCUUCCGUGACCUAGUAAAUGG
Leptidea sinapis is the source of this 1319-nucleotide messenger RNA. Its product is annotated as trichohyalin-like. The coding region runs from base 1 to 1275 and encodes 424 amino acids. NCBI's taxonomy places the organism in Eukaryota, Metazoa, Arthropoda, Insecta, Lepidoptera, Pieridae. The transcript is spliced from 8 exons. The record is from RefSeq and is a predicted model, not a curated record.